AUCCGCAUCACAGCUAGAACGGAACUGCAAUUUCAGCCAUUGGUUACAGUACUGAAUGGCAAACAAAACUGAACAUUUUAAUGAUUUUGUGUUUUUAUUCGCAUGAAAGGAUUGUACGGUAUUGUAAAUAAACGUUGUUGACUUUUAAAGCCACAUACUGUUGGCGAUGUCCUAGUUCACUGAUGUAAUUGGGAUUUUAACUAUUGAUCGUCAACUGCACUGUCCAUGAAUGAACAUUGAAAUGUGAGAAAACCCGUUGGACUAUUGGGCAAAAAGAUUAGGCUUCACAUUCGUGUUGGACCAUACUGUACUAUGAGUGGUCGACCUAGGACAACUUCAUUUGCUGAAGGUGGAAAACCAGGACAAAACGCACCAUUUGGAGGGAUGAGAACCACCAAAUGAUCACAGAUAUCUACAUUUUGUGGGCAAGAUUGAUUGAACGUUGGAUAUAAAAAUCUACAAUAAGUGGGAAGAAAUGAGCAAAGAUGGAAAUAAAGUCACCACUGUCCUGGCCACUGCUGGGCAAGGGUCAGAUCGCCCCCAGGAGGUCAGCUACACAGAUGCAAAAGUUAUUGGCAAUGGUUCUUUUGGUGUGGUGUACCAAGCCAAGCUAACAGAGACUGGGGAGCUAGUAGCCAUCAAGAAAGUUUUACAAGACAAGAGGUUUAAGAAUCGAGAACUUCAGAUAAUGAGAAAGUUAGAACACCAAAAUAUAGUCAAACUGAAAUAUUUCUUUUACUCAUCUGGUGAAAAGAAGGAUGAAGUCUUUUUAAACUUGGUCCUGGAAUAUGUACCUGAAACAGUUUACCGUGUAGCACGACACUACAGCAAAUCCAAACAAACUAUACCUAUAUUGUACAUUAAGUUGUACAUGUAUCAACUGUUUAGAAGUCUAGCAUACAUUCACUCCCAGGGAGUCUGUCAUAGGGACAUCAAGCCUCAAAAUUUGUUGCUAGACCCAGAGACAGGUGUUCUCAAACUCUGUGAUUUUGGGAGUGCUAAAGUCUUAGUGCGGGGUGAGCCUAAUGUCUCCUACAUUUGUUCUCGGUACUAUCGAGCUCCAGAGUUGAUAUUUGGUGCCACAGAUUAUACUUGUCAAAUUGAUGUUUGGUCAGCAGGAUGUGUACUAGCUGAAUUAUUAUUAGGUCAACCUAUCUUUCCUGGGGACAGUGGUGUGGAUCAGCUGGUAGAGAUCAUUAAAGUUUUGGGCACACCCACUCGAGAGCAGAUUCGGGAAAUGAACCCCAACUACUCUGAGUUUAAAUUUCCUCAGAUCAAAGCUCAUCCUUGGUCAAAAGUGUUUCGUCCCCGCACACCACCAGAAGCUAUCCUCUUAGUGAGCCGCUUACUGGAAUACACACCAUCAGGGAGGAUCACUCCGCUGGAAGCUUGUGCACAUUCAUUCUUUGAUGAGUUACGAGAUCCAGCUUGCCGUUUGCCAAACGGAAGAGAGCUACCUCAGCUGUUUAAUUUUACUCCUACUGAACUAACCAUCGCUCCUGCUCUCAAUGCUAUUCUCAUCCCACCGCAUGCCAGAAACUCGACCACAGAUGCAGCCACCACUGGGGUCAGUCCAAAUAACAACAACGCCCUGGACAGUAGUAAUGGGGCCCCAGGGGCCACCACUAGUGGAGACAAUGCAUGAGGAGUUGUAUAACUUGAGCUUAUCAAGUAGAAAUAUUAUUAGGUUCAAAUCAGAGAGAAAGUGAUUCUUUUUUUUUUUUGUUUUUGUUUUUUGUUUUGGACAGACUUAAAGUGAGGCUGCAAAACAUUUCAAGUCAUAGUAGUCACCAAACUGUAGCAGAGUGGAGAAUUUUAAGUUUUUUUAAUGCUGUCAUGGCUCUUGUAUGAUGAGUAUCAGGUCGUCUUUAUUUUAAUACUUCCAAGAUUUCUUUUUGAAAAAGUAACGCAAAAAUUUAGCUUUGAACAAAGUGACUUGGUGUUGACCAAAGGAGUUUGUAACUCUUUGUGUGUGUGAAAGGCAUUUCUUGGUCUCUUGUCUUUUGAUUGCGUACGUAGGUCUCUUGAAGAGGUCAGAAAUGUGUGUUUGGUGAGUCGAGUCAUGAGUCAGUGUAAACGGAAUGUUAAUAUUUAUGAUCCUAAGGGCAUGAUGGAAAUAGUUUGUAAAAUAUAAACUCAGUCGACUAUCUGAUUUCAAUGAUAGGCCUAGAUUUUCAGAAGAUAGGAAACACGUGUAAAGCAUGUAAUAAGAUUUCAGAAACAGUCAUUUAAACAUACCCAAUGAAUCUAGUUUCUACCAUUGACCUUUGUAAAUAGAUUUUGGCUAAUUUAAUAAUUAAUUUAAAGAAAUGAGUCUCAAUAUGAAUGCCAUCAAAGUUUACUAGAGAAUUUUUUUUUUUCGAUGUAUGAUUUUUCAACCAAAAUUUCUCUGCCUGUGAAAUGGAACACAAAACUAUUAUUUCAGUACAUACUGUAGGUCUAGUUUUGUAGACUUAUAAGAAAAUAAAACUUAUCUGCUUUUUACUUUUCUGUGCAUGCUAGUCGAGGAUCUUAUUAGUUGGGCAUCAGGCUUUCUCUUAUCUCUAGUGAAGAUAUGUUUGAAAAGUGCACAGGAGUUGAGUGUUUGUCUUAUCUGUGGAGUUAUUUCAUUCAAGCUAUGUUGUUCUAUUUUAGGUUUGUUUGACAUGAUCUGGUAAACUAAGGACUAUUGGAAAACAUGUAACAUGAUCCUUAUAAAUCAUCAUUGUGACCUAGUGCAGUGGACAUGAAAUUAGUUGGCAUGUAAACAAGAUUUUACAUUGUCUGAAUUGCUAGUCCUCAGUGAUGAUAAGAUAAGCCCUCAUUUAGAGGUCUGUCACUCGUUAUUAUAUGUCCAGGCUCAGGAGACUUAAAAGAUGUCCUCUUUCUUUAAACACCUAUAAGCAUAUUGAAACAAAAGCUGGUGUGAGAAUGUUCUUUUUGAAAAGUUUACUUAUCUCAUUGACGCAAUACCAUUGAUGCUUUGUAUUAAGGGUAAAAAAUGGCGUGCUUGGAACUGUUGAGUGGGCUGUUCAGUCUAUAUUUGUAACAGAAAUGGCUAGAAUGAGUGGCUGACAGUGAUAUCAGGUAUUUUUAGGAAUGAGUGCUCAUCUAAGUUUGUGGCUAGUUCAGUUGACUAGCUGCUGCUUAGCAUUAGAAACAUUGAUUUGAUCUGGUCAUGUCCUGGGUUUUAUUUUCAAAUGUUACAUGCCUCUUGAUAGUGUUUGUCAUUUGUAUGUUUGUUUAUUGAAGGUCUUAAUGAAGAGUAGUCUAGUGGGUCCUUACAGACUUGUAUUGACCACUCAUGUUUCAUGGAAUACUUUGUCCUAAAGUAUUAGUAGCAGUCAAAAGUUAGACGUAUAUCAGAUGCAGAUUUCAUCCAGCUAGUUCGAGGCAUGAAAGAUUCUUAAUCCUAUUCUGGUCCAUGAAGCUAGUUUGUGCAGCUGUUAAUGGCUAAUAGUCUUUCAGCUGUUUAAUAACUUCCCCUUAAUGAAGAACUCUUUUGAUUUUAAUGUUUAAUUGCUUCAUUUUUUUGCUUUUGAUAUUUUUUUGAAGCCAUUAUAAAACUUUGCAUACAUUUGUUAUAUUACUUCCAUUUUUCCUGACUUUGAAUGAAAAUAGCUGUCAUGUCUUGCAGAGUCCAGUAGUACAAAUAAAAUAACAUAAAGAAAUAACUUUGAAGUUGAUUAAUUUGUAUAUUUUAAUUAAAUGAAAUUUGAAAUUCUUGAAUGUUCAGGGUUCAUAUUUUCAGGGUUUUGAUUUGUUUUUACAAGUUGAUACAAAAGAGUAGAUUUGUUUUCUCUUUCACCUUGAAGGUUGUGGCUCAUUCAUCCAGGGAGGAAACAAUGCACUAGGAGCAAACAGCAAGGAAAGACACUGAUGUUUAGCUUUUGGAGAGUUACAUUUUUUUAUUUGGCCCCUUGUGCAUUUUCGCCUUUUCUUUAGUUCAUUUUUUUUUUAUAUUGUUUCUUGUGAUUAUUUGAACUGAAUUUGUUUGAAAGGCAAUUGAUUUAAGUUGAUCAGUUUUCUUGGACGCUGAAGGUUUAAACAACAUUUGAAGUUGGCCUGGGACACAUUUUUUUUUUUUUUUAUGUGUUUUCUCUUGAAGUUGUUUUAGUUCUUUAAAAGCAAGACUGUUUGAAAUAGUUUCAUUGUUGGAGGGUUUAUUCUUGUGUACAGUGUCAAUUGUAUAGUUUAAAAGUUUUUCAAGUAAUAAGGACUGAUUCUAAGAUGAAAUAAGAAAUGUAUAAGAUUGAUUUAAAAUAAACAGUAGAUGAAUUAUCUCGACUUAUUGUUGCACCUUUCAUCACACUAGGCGUUCUUGCUUUCCGAGAACCUGUUCAACUCAGCUAGGGGGCUUUGUGAGCAAUAGUAAUUGUCUGGCAGGGUCAGGGGAGUGAACUCCUGUACAGCUCAUCAUUACUUUGUCAUUGUAUAUUUGUAUAUAUGCCUGUAAGUCUCUGUUCUCGCCCCCCUGCCCCCCUUUUUUUUUUCUUUUUUGUUUUGUUGUAGCUGUUGUGGUGUGUGCAAUUGUGGUGAGAAAGAUCAUUAAUUUAUUGUAACACUCUUCACAGUGUUCACAUUUUUGUUUGUUCUCUUGCUUUCUGUUAUGUACAUAGCCAGUUGUUUUUUUUAAUGUGUGCUCAGUAUUGAUAGAGAGUUACACUAGGGGGAAUAACUACCAGCUACACAACACAAUCUGAAAAUGAAACAAUAUCAGAUCAUUUUCCAAUCCAUUUUUUUUUCAACUAUGACUAUAAUAAUAUUUAUGAUCAUGCAUAUUGUCCCUAUAAUGUUAUGUAUUUUUUUUUUUUAAUGUUUGCUUUUAAAGAUUGUUUUGUUUCAAGUGGCUGGUGUCAGUUUUUGUUUUUCUCAAUUUUAAGACCAAUUUAAUUAUAUUUUUUUUUUCAAUUUUGAAUAAAGUAUUAAAGCCAAAUACUUUUUGGUGACUUACGAAGUAGUUUUCCCUUGGUCACUUGGAAUGCUUUUUAAAAAUAUUUUUUUUGUAUUGUAUUAAUAUGAUUAUUCUAUUGUUUCUAAAGUUCUGAUGACACAAUGUUGGCGAUGUUUGCGUCUACUCUAAUGUGUGUGACUAUAACUGUGUGUUUAUUUAAAACAAACAAACAACAAAACUAAAGGCUGUGUUUGGUCAUUAAUAAGUGUUGUACUAAGAAAUCUAUCGACUGGUCAACCCUUCUAUUGAUGUAACUAUAUGUAUCACAUUGGUGUGUGUGUGUGUGUGAAUGAAAAGGUUUCACUUCAAUUUCCCAGUGUCUAUAAGCUGCACCCCCCAAUGUCUCUAUGUUUUAAUGUCUUUUUUUUUUUCCAAUCUGUGAGGGAAUAUUAGUUCAUUAGUCUUUGUGUUUUAUUUCUAUCUCACAGACCUAUAUAAACUGUAUCCACCCCAGUCCCUCUUGUUUAGUGGUGUGUGCAGGUUGGGUGAGUGUGUGGUAGGGUCUAUUUAUCGUCUUCACAUUUGAAUGGAUUCAUAAGAAAUUUUUCAUUAUCUUUCCUUUGAUUGUCUCAAGGUGAAGAGUGCAUUUGACGACUGUCUGGUUGUUAUGGUUGUUGGGUAGUCUGGUAUGCACUCCAGAUUGUCAUCACAAUUGUUUGAACUUAGCUUGCUACCAGGACGAAAUAAUCUGAAACUUUGUAAGACCAAAAAAUGUUCCAUCAGGCAAUGCUGCUGAAAAUAAAAGAUUUGCAGUUCAAACAAUAGUUUCACCCGUAGCAAUUUUGUUCAGUGAAACAAAAUGAAAAAAAAAAAAAGACCAGUUAAAUUUUUAAAUUUUUGCUCUUUAAGCGAUUUUUUUAAAAAAAAAAAAAAAGCUUGUUUUACAAAUAUUUUCUUCAUGAUAUAUUGUUCAAGACAAUUGAGCCGCUGUUUUCUAUCUCCACCUUGUGUGAUGGAACAAAGAUGGGAAUCAUUCUAAUGUCUAGCACUCUGGUGACUGUUUUUGUUUGUGUUAGUUCCCAUUGUACUCCUGAAGAUGGUCAAGUGUUUGUGUGGGUGUAUGGAAGGGAAAUCACUUUUAGCUAGACAUCUAGAUCUAUGUGUUUACAUUGCUCAGGUCUAUUGAUUGCUACAUUGGUAGGAUUGUUGGAUUAACACUAGACAAAUUAAGAUGGUCAUCUGUGGGGUUUGCAUUUUUACCUUCAUGCUUUUUUGUUACGGUACAUAGAUUUAUUAUUUUUAAGACAUAGCAUUGGUUUUAUAUUUGUGAAUUGUAAAAAGACUUGACUAAGUUAUAUGGUGGGUAAUGUCAGUCUGUUUUAAAAUUAAAUUUAGUGAUCAAUGUACACAACCUUACAAACAAAGAAAGAAAUGUCUUCAAAUCAAUGAAACUGUUUGUCACUGUUUAUAAAAGAUAUCCACUAAGUUUGGCAACUGUGCUGUAAUAUUGUUUUGUGAGUUGCUUGCCCUUGUCAUUUCUCUGUGUGUCGUGUGAACUGAAGUAGACAUUCAAGUGUGUAUCUGCAGCAGUCAGUAUGUGUAAAUAAAAGUCCAUGAUUUUGA
Molecule: messenger RNA, 6496 nt
Organism: Biomphalaria glabrata
Lineage: Eukaryota; Metazoa; Mollusca; Gastropoda; Planorbidae
Product: glycogen synthase kinase-3 beta-like
Exons: 10
Coding region: 476-1645 (389 amino acids)
Biological process (GO): protein phosphorylation; signal transduction; negative regulation of canonical Wnt signaling pathway
Cellular component (GO): nucleus; axon; cytosol
Molecular function (GO): ATP binding; protein serine/threonine kinase activity
Source: RefSeq, a predicted model, not a curated record